This is a messenger RNA of Saccostrea cuccullata (small rock oyster), 2154 nucleotides long. Its product is annotated as ileal sodium/bile acid cotransporter-like. The record is from RefSeq and is a predicted model, not a curated record. Lineage: Eukaryota; Metazoa; Mollusca; Bivalvia; Ostreida; Ostreidae. Bases 118 to 1581 code for a protein of 487 amino acids. The transcript is spliced from 3 exons. Gene Ontology annotation, cellular component: membrane.
AAAUCUUUAGAGGGAUUCCGAGCAUACUUAUUCAUCAGCAUGGCCUGGCGAGGUGCAAUUUUAUUGAGUGCAUUAAAAAGUCCAUAUUUAAAGAUACAAUAGUCAGGAACAACCAGUAUGAGUUUUUGUGCGGAAUUAGUUUAUUUUUUGUAUUUAUUCUGCCUUGUGGAAACUUCACCAAUCGUGUCGAUAAAUGGACAACGACUGGAGUUGACGGAAAAUGAGGUCAAGAUUUUGACUUUCAAUUUCACCGAAACGGAUAGACCUGUCAAAGUAUUUAUCCACAGUUCGGAUACAGAAAUUUUCACAGUUAUUGGAGGCACUCAUCAUAAUAUAACUGAUGGAGAGCAUGGGAACUUUUCUACUAGAAUUCACGGUGAAUUUUUAGGACGUGCCAAGUUGCAUUUGUAUGUAAACAAAUAUUUCCAAGGGACGCAACCCAGUCAAGCAUUAAGCGACAGUGUUGUGAAUGAAAGCUGGUACAAAGUUGAUGAUUCUGUUGACAUUGUAGUUAAACGAGCUGACAGUCCACUCAAUACAAUUUUUACUUCCAUUGUGAUCAUUCUGGUAUGCUUGGCGAACAUUGCUAUGGGUUGUAAGACGGAACUGAAGGAAGUGAGGAAGACUAUGAAGAGACCUGUAGCACCUGUCACAGGGUUACUGUCACAAUUCAUCCUCAUGCCUCUGAUAUCUUUGGGAGUUGGCUACCUGCUUGGACUAGAUGCAGCUUUGUGGUUUGGAUUCUUUGCUAUGGGUUCCUCACCAGGUGGAGCUGCUAGUAACAUCUACUGUUAUCUAUUGGAUGGGGAUGUGUCCUUGAGUGUUACCAUGACAUUCAUCAGUACCUUAUCAUCCCUAGCCCUGAUUCCUGCCUGGAUAUACAGUGUAGGGGUAAAUGUGAUUUACAAGGAUAUAGAAAUCUCCAUUCCCUUCACUAACAUCAUUGUGUCCCUGAUAGGCCUGAUCAUUCCUGUGGGCAUCGGAAUUCUGAUACAGACAAAGAGACCCAAGUGGGCCAAGUUCAUUGAGAAGUUAGUUCGACCAAUCACAGUUAUUUUUGUAAUUUUGGUUUUUACAGUAGGAGUGUACGCCAAUCUUUACGUGUUUAAACUACUCACUCCUCUGACACUACUGGCCGGUGCCCUCGUUCCAUAUUGCGGGUUUUUCUUUGGUGCUAUUGUCGCAUUCCUGACCCGACAUGACAGACAGAAAAUUCUUACCAUUGCCAUAGAGACAGGUAUCCAAAAUACAGGGAUUUCCAUUGUCAUGCUUCAGUUGUCACUGCCUCUUCCAGACUCUGAUUUAGGAAUCGUGGCUCCAAUUGUAUGUUCUAUUUUCACCCCCAUCCCAAUGGCAAUUGCCAUUAUAUCAUAUGAAAUUAAAAAAAGGUGUUGCACAAAGAAGAAACCUCCAAGCGAUGAGAAAAUGGGAGGUUUAGACAAAGUGGGGGAUUCUGAAAAAGCAGAGGUGAAAGGUUUGUCUUAUCUCCCUGUGACUGAGAAAGGAAGUGACAGCGAAGUGGAGGCAGCCAAAGACGUGGAGGAAGAUGGAGAUGUAAAACAAAGGAAUGGGGCAAUAUGACUUUUUAUGUGCGAUUUUGAAGAAUUUCCUUUGAUUCAUUGUGCAGGAAGCAGUAGGGAUAAACACCGAUGAUAAAACAUUGAUCAGUGUAAUAUUAAAUAAGAGAAAAAAAAAUAGUUUGUGAAAAUGGUAAAUAUUCAAUGUAAAAGUGAUGUUACUGUAAGAGGAAAAAAGUAAAUGUUAUAUGUCUGGGGAGAAAAUGGUAAAUAAUCAGGGUAAAAAUGAUAUUACUAUAAGAAAAAAGAUAGAUACAUGUAAUAUGAUUCAAGAGAAAAUGAUAAAUAUUCAUUGUCAAAGUAAUUAAUUUUAAAUACUUUAAAGAAAAAAAUAUGAUUCAAGAGAAAAUGUGUAAAUGAGAAAAUGGUAAAUAUUCAAUGAAAACGUGGUACAUGUAUUCCUUUUAAAUUAAGAAAAAAGUAAAGAUGACUAAUCAUGCUCAAGGGAAAAUGGAAAAUAAGUGUAAAAGUGAUAUUUUUUAGUCACACUCAAGAGAAAUAUACAGAUAUGUAGUGUAAAAUUUUUAUUUUAAGAGGAGAAUAAUUAAUAUGAAAUAAUUAAAAAUGACAAAUACAG